Messenger RNA from Alligator mississippiensis (American alligator), 3035 nucleotides. RefSeq names its product vav guanine nucleotide exchange factor 1 (gene VAV1). Gene Ontology annotation, molecular function: protein binding; guanyl-nucleotide exchange factor activity. Gene Ontology annotation, cellular component: cytoplasm. The coding region runs from base 80 to 2614 and encodes 844 amino acids. Gene Ontology annotation, biological process: regulation of GTPase activity; cell migration; intracellular signal transduction. NCBI's taxonomy places the organism in Eukaryota, Metazoa, Chordata, Crocodylia, Alligatoridae. The transcript has 27 exons. The record is from RefSeq and is a predicted model, not a curated record.
GUUCCCAGCCAGAGGCGCCUGGGGGAGGAAGCAGCAGCAUCAGCCUCAAGCAGUGCCGAGACCCCCCCAGGCCAGGGUCAUGGAGCUGUGGAAGCAGUGUGCCCACUGGCUCAUCCAGUGCCGCGUCCUGCCCCCCAACCACCGGGUGACCUGGGAUGGGGCUCAGGUCUGUGACCUGGCCCAGGCCCUGCGGGAUGGUGUUCUCCUUUGCCAGCUCCUCAACAACCUGCUACCCCAUGCCGUCAAUCUGCGGGAGAUCAACCUGCGGCCCCAGAUGUCCCAGUUCCUGUGUCUCAAGAACAUCCGGACCUUCCUGUCCACCUGCGGUGAGAAGUUCGGGCUGCGCAAGAGUGAGCUGUUUGAGGCUUUCGACCUGUUUGACGUCCAGGACUUUGCCAAGGUCAUUGGGACGCUGUCAACUCUGUCAUGGACACAGAUUGCCCAGAGCAAAGGGAUCAUGCCCUUCCCCACCGAAGACAGUGUCACGGACGACGAUGUGUACAGUGGCCUGUCAGAUCAGAUCGAUGACACAGUGGAGGAUGAUGAUGACCUCUAUGACUGUGUGGAGAAUGAAGAGGCUGAAGGCGAUGAGAUCUAUGAAGACCUGAUGAGAUCAGAGCCAUCCUCUGUGCCUCAAAAGAUGACUGAGCUGGACAAAAGGAACUGCUGCCUGCAGGAAAUCCGGCAGACAGAGGAGAAAUACACGGACACACUAGAAUCCAUCUACCAGCACUUUAAGAAGCCCCUGCAGCGGUUUCUGAAGCUGCAGGACAUUGAGAACAUCUUCAUUAACAUCGAGGAGCUCCUGCAUGUGCAUCAGUACUUCCUGGCAGAUCUACGAAGUGCCUUGUCCUUCAAUAAUGGCCAGAACCUCUACCAGGUCUUCAUUAAGUACAAGGAAAGGUUCCUUCUGUAUGGCAGAUACUGCAGCCAAGUGGAGGCAGCCAGCCGGUGGCUGGAUGCAGUGGCCAGUGCCAGCGUGGACGUGAGGAUGAAGUUGGAGGAGUGUUCCCAGCGAGCCAACAACGGGCGGUUCACUCUGCGUGACCUGCUUAUGGUGCCCAUGCAGCGGGUACUCAAGUACCACCUCCUUCUGCAGGAGCUUGUGAAACACACCACAGAGCCAAUGGAGAAGGAGAAUCUGAGGCUAGCAUUGGAUGCCACACGGGACCUGGCACAGUGUGUUAAUGAGAUCAAGCGAGACAACGAGACGCUCAAACAGAUCACCAACUUUCAGCUCUCCAUCGAGAAACUGUCAGAGUCCCUGGCCGAGUUUGGGCGGCCGAAGAUGGACGGGGAGUUGAAGGUGAUCAGCUCGGAGAAGCGCUCCAAAACUGACAGGUAUGCGUUUCUGCUGGACAAAGCCAUGAUCAUUUGCAAAAGGAAGGGGGACUCGUAUGAGAUGAAGGAGUUCAUCAACCUCCACAAUUAUCAGGUCCGGGAUGACUCACUGGGGGACAGGGAAAAUAAGAAGUGGACCCACAUGUUCUUUCUGAUCGACAGCUAUGGGGCGCAGGGUUACGAGCUGUACUUCAAGACCCGGGAGCUGAAGAAGAAGUGGAUGGAGCAGUUUGAAAUGGCUAUUUCCAACAUCUACCCUGAGAAUGCCACGGCCAACAGUCACGACUUCCAGAUGUACUCCUUUGAGGAGACAGCAUCCUGCAAGGCCUGCCAGAUGCUGCUCAGGGGCAUCUUUUACCAGGGCUAUCGCUGUAGUCGCUGCCGGGCACCAGCUCACAAAGAGUGUCUGGGGCGAGUGCCACCAUGUGGGAAGGCGCUUGCAGAUUCAGGGUCUGUGUUAAAAAAGAACAAAUCCAAUCGACACACCCAGGAGAAAAGGAAGAAUGACCUUGGUUUGCCUAAGAUGGAGGUCUGCCAGGACUAUUAUGGACUGCCGCCGCCACCUGUAGCUUUCGGCCUGCCCUUGCGUCUCAACCAGGGCGACAUCAUAGAGCUGACAAAAGCUGAGGCAGAACAGAUCUGGUGGGAGGGAAGAAACACAUCCACGAAUGAGGUCGGUUGGUUCCCCUGCAGGAAGGUGAAGCCGUAUGUGUAUACACCUCCCCCAGAUCUCUCCAUUUACUCUUGGUACGCUGGCCCCAUGGAGCGAGCAGAGGCAGAACAAGUCCUCAGCAGCCGCUCUGAUGGAACCUUCUUGGUGCGGCAACGGGUCAAGGAUGCAGCUGAGUUUGCCAUCAGCAUCAAGUUCAAUGUGGAGGUGAAGCACAUCAAGAUCCUGACAUCAGAGGGGCUGUAUCGCAUCACAGAGAAGAAGGCCUUCAAAGGGCUCAUUGAGCUGGUGGAGUUCUACCAGCAGAGCUCCCUCAAGGACUGCUUCAAGACCCUUGACACCACCCUGCAGUUUCCCUUCAAGGAUCCUGAGCGACGGAGCACCCCCCGGCCUCCUGGAGGAGGGCUGCGGUACUUUGGGUCAGCCAAAGCCCGAUAUGACUUCUGUGCACGGGACCGGACGGAGUUGACACUGCAGGAGGGCGAUGUCAUCCGCAUUCUGUCCAAGAAGGGGAACCCGGGCUGGUGGAAGGGCGAGAUCUAUGGGCGGGUCGGCUGGUUCCCUGCAAAUUAUGUGGAAGAAGAUUACUCCGAAUACUGCUGAGAUCGGGCCACCUGUGGGUCAGGCCCUGCUUUGACGUUCCCCUGAGAUCAUGACCCCAAGCAGCCUCUGCCUGGAGCUGUGGCCAUGGCUGUAACCACUUUGGUCCCCUGAUGGGUCCCUGUAGCAAGAAGUCCUAUUGUGUUCUGCGGCUGGCGGAAGGCAUGGCCAUGGGUCAACCCUCCCCCCCUCCCCCCCGCCUGUUGAUUAAUUUAUGAACCUUUGAGAUCCUCCUUCUCUUGCCUCUGACAUGUUUUAAGGAAGUUACCUGUCAAAUAAAUCAAAUUGAAGGCCAGCAAAUGUGGUUCCUUUGCCCCUUCCAGCAGAGAUGCCUCUUAUCUCCCAGCUGUGCCAUGAAUUCUUGAUCGGGGCAUGAAUGCCCAUCUACUGUAUUUUCAAGCAGACAACACACCCCCAGAAUAUG